GCGUACGUCACGUUUCGAAAUCGAAUAAAUUUACACUAGGGACUCUGAUUCUCACAAAUCCUGGUGAUUUUGCGUUCUUGCUUUCUUAACUCAGAAUCACUAGCAUAUUCAGUCCUGAUGCUAAAAAAUGUCACAUAAAUGUGCAUGAAAAUGCUAGUUUGCACACUGAAACGUGUCAUAAUGAAACGGUCAUUUUGGAACAGAGCUUACCUUUCAUAAAAUUUAAAGUUUUUGUACUUUAAAAAUUCAGUCACUUUUAUAACUAAAUAUUCGUGAUAAACAAAAGUAUGUAAAGUAUAACUAAUUAACUUUAUUCGUAAGCAUGUAGUUUGUAUGGCUUAUAGGCGAAGACCUGUGAUAAGUGUGAUAUGUAUCGGUAUAUAAAUUCUGUAAGAAUGAUCAUUAUUGACGUUAGGCUUUUAUAAAGUUGAGAUUAAUGUGAUGAAAUCGCUCACCAAGAUGUCCACUGCUCUCAAGUUAAUUUGCCAGACGACGCAGACUGCUGUCCGCGUUUGCACCAGCGCACCGAGUUUGCGAGCUCCUUCCUUUUAGGUACGAUUCUGAACAUAUCUAACGACUGUUAUAUCUCAAAUUGUAAAUUUAAUUUUCUCAUUAUUUUUGCAAAUUUUACUACUAAUAUUGGUUCUCAAGAGUCCAUGUAUGACUGUCAAAAUAAAAAAAAUUAAGUGGUGUUCAGUGAAAAAUGGUACAUUUUGCUAAAACUUCUUGUGAAGACGAGCAUCUAAGAAAAUUCUACACGUCGUCUUGGCAACAAAGUGAUUCGCCUUUAGCAAUGCUAAUUUUGCGGGCCUUGGAGUCUACUUUGGCACUGGGGAUAUUAUUGUGGUCUUUGAUUGAAGCUGCGGUGCCUCAAUGGCUCGUCUAUUUAACUACUUGGGGUAUAAUACUGGUUUUCGCUAUGGGAGCCAGCGGCCUUUUUGUAUCAAUAUGUGCAUUGAAAAAGAAGCUACCGGAGGUAGGCAAGCCACCGUGGUACGUAACGAUGUACUGGGUACUUUAUAACAUAUCCGUCACUUUGGCGAUCGUUGUCACCAUGCUUUAUUGGAGAUUGCUAUCCAAAAAUGCUAGUAAAUACAGUAUUCAUGAUCGAUAUUUCUGGUUGGAAACUUCAUUGCAUGGCUUUAAUGCCGUGUUAGUUCUGAUCGAGCUAUUAGCAUCUCGGACUCCAGUGCGUUUAGCACACAUAUACCAGCCUCUCCUUUUAGGUGUCGUGUACACUGUAUUUUCCAAAAUAUAUCAGAAAGCUGGAGGCACUGGCGCAGAUGGUGAGCCCUAUAUCUACAAGUUCCUGGACUGGAGUGAGCCGCAGGUCUCAUUCACGACGACAAUUGGUACUGCAAUAAUAACUAUAUUUGUAUACGUUUUCCUGUGGGCAUUCGCUUUUGCCCGUGACGUGCUGAGUCGUAUUUGCUGCUCAACUAGACACAGGACAACUGAACACAGUGUACUUAUUUAAAUAGCAUCCAACAGAAACUGAAUUCGAACAAGUUAAGUGAUCUUAGUUAUUCAUUGGAUACUUCAUAAUAACCAUAAUUGUUUUCAAUUAUGUUAAUUUUUACUUUUAGACGAAAUAUUUCUUAAAAGUAAUAAGUUUUUGUACCUGUCGUUAUCAUUAUAAUAAAAAUAAUUUUCAGUUGU
Messenger RNA from Cydia pomonella (codling moth), 1659 nucleotides. Its product is annotated as protein rolling stone-like. The record is from RefSeq and is a predicted model, not a curated record. Bases 704 to 1477 code for a protein of 257 amino acids. The transcript has 4 exons. Gene Ontology annotation, cellular component: membrane. NCBI's taxonomy places the organism in Eukaryota, Metazoa, Arthropoda, Insecta, Lepidoptera, Tortricidae.